AUGUCUUACGCGCAAGAAUUAAUUUACAUUAACGAAUUGUUGAAUUCACCAGAAACGUCUGAACUCCUUCGCAACCCCCCUUAUCCCUUAAUCCUGUCCAUUGAAGAGCUCACCAAGGCUCCGGAUAGACAACGUGCGUCCAAAAGGGCACCUUACACCAUUCCCCGUUCACCAAAUCCAUUCAUCAUUUUCCGAAAGAACCAUGCCGCGAGGAUGAAAUUAGAGAAGGAGAAGUCACACACCUCGGAAACAUCAAAGAAAGUGGCAAAAAUUUGGAAAGAGCAAGGUACAAGAGUGAGAAAACUUUUCGAGGCCUUGUCGUUGUUGGCCAAGAAGAAUCACAUAUCGAAGUACCCCGAUUAUAAGUUUCAACCGAAGAAAAAAACUGACAUCACCUUUUGUCACGUGGAUCCACAAUAUCUUGGGGGAUGUGAUAGCGGUGAGGAUGAGGAUGGUGAGGGUUUGAGUCCUUCCGAACCGGAGACAUUGCUAUCGACCGCGCUCGAAUCUUCUAAGUCACCUGUCUCUCAUGUUCUAUCGCAACCUCAGCUUCUCGAAUAUCCUAGUCUUCCCACAUCCUCGCAAUCCUCUGAUCCUACGUUGCUUUCUCCGUACUUUCAACCUGGCGAGUCUAUCGAUCAUUUUAAUGAAGCGCUACCGUUUCUCGUGCAAUCACCUUCGGGAGGUACCCACGUCAAUUCCGAACUCUUGUUGUUUUCUACAAUUUCACCAAAUACCAUCUCACAACCUUUAUUAUCUUUUCCUGGUUUUUAUUCUUCAUUCCCUCCUGAAGAGUCCUCAUCCCCUUCACCAAAACACGGUUCCAUUAUCAACCUGUUCGCCAGCGAAGAAUCCCAUUACUUUGAUUCAUCACAAUGA
Messenger RNA from Acaulospora colombiana, 879 nucleotides. Lineage: Eukaryota; Fungi; Glomeromycota; Glomeromycetes; Diversisporales; Acaulosporaceae. The record is from the annotation of a GenBank genome assembly.